UACUCGAACCCUUCCGUAAUGACUAGCCUAAGUGAACAGAUGAAGGCCCUGGAGCCCAAGGAGGACCUGCUAAAGGAGAACCCUCAUCGUUACGUUAUGUUCCCCAUCAAGUAUCUCGCCAUCUGGGAGAUGUACAAGAAACACGAGGCAUCGUUCUGGACGGCCGAGGAAAUCGAUCUGAGUCAGGAUCUCAGAGAUUGGGAGAACUUAUCGGACAACGACCGUCACUUCAUCAGCCACGUCUUGGCCUUUUUCGCUGCUAGUGACGGUAUCGUGCUGGAGAACCUUUCGGCUAAGUUCUCUGGAGAAGUUCAAUGUCCUGAGGCUCGCGCCUUCUAUGGUUUCCAAAUAGCGAUGGAGAACAUCCACUCGGAGACGUAUUCAUUGUUAAUUGACAAUUAUAUCAAAGAUCCAGCGGAGAAAGAUAAGAUCUUUCGCGCCAUCGAGACUGUUCCUAGCGUGAGGAAGAAGGCUGAGUGGGCCCUGUCGUGGAUCAAUGACGACAACUGUUUCUCUGAGAGAUUGAUUGCAUUCGCAUGUGUUGAGGGUAUCCUGUUCUCUGGCUCCUUCUGCGCUAUCUACUGGCUGAAGAAGAGGGGAUUGAUGCCUGGCCUGACCUUUUCCAACGAGCUCAUCUCUCGUGACGAAGGCCUGCAUGCUGACUUUGCUUGCCUACUGUAUAAUAUGAUGCACUAUACGCGUCUCCCGGACGAGCGGGUCCAUGAGAUCGUCAGGGGUGCCGUUGACGUCGAGAGAGUUUUCAUCUCGGAGUCGUUACCGGUGUCUCUGAUCGGUAUGAACAGCCAACUCAUGUGCCGCUAUAUCGAGUUCGUGGCUGAUCGUCUCCUUGUGGCGCUUGGGCAUCCCAAGUUAUACAACGCCACGAAUCCUUUUGAUUGGAUGAAGAUGAUUUCUCUACAAGGCAAGACCAACUUCUUCGAGAAGAGAGUUGGUGAGUACCAGAAAGGAGGGGUUAUGGCUGGUACUGCUGCACAUAAGAACGGUAGCAUGGAUGCUGAGGAGAGAAGAAAGAGCAUCGGCGCUGAUUUCGCCUUGGACGAGGAUUUUUAA
Perkinsus marinus ATCC 50983 is the source of this 1071-nucleotide messenger RNA. Its product is annotated as ribonucleotide reductase small subunit, putative. Lineage: Eukaryota; Perkinsozoa; Perkinsida; Perkinsidae. Gene Ontology annotation, biological process: deoxyribonucleotide biosynthetic process. The record is from RefSeq and is a predicted model, not a curated record. The coding region runs from base 19 to 1071 and encodes 350 amino acids. Gene Ontology annotation, molecular function: oxidoreductase activity. The transcript is spliced from 9 exons.